AUGAACGCGCAGCUGGCGAUGGAGAACAUCGGCGAUCUGCACGGGGUGAGCCAUGAGCCGGUGCCCGCCGCCGCCGACCUGAUGAGCGGCAGCCCCCACCACCGGAGUGCGGUGGCCCAUCGCGGCGGGCACCUGCCGGCCCACCCGCGCUCCAUGGGCAUGGCGUCCAUCCUCGACGGCGGCGAUUACCACCACCACCACCGGCCACCUGACCACGCACUGACGGGCCCCCUGCACCCCACCAUGACCAUGGCCUGCGAGACACCCCCCGGCAUGAGUAUGAGCAGCACCUACACCACGUUAACCCCUCUGCAGCCGCUACCUCCCAUCUCAACGGUCUCGGACAAGUUCCCUCACCACCACCACCACCAUCACCACCACCACCACCCCCAUCAGCGGAUACCAGGCAACGUGAGUGGCAGCUUCACGCUCAUGCGGGAUGAGAGGGGUCUGGCGUCUAUGAACAAUCUCUAUACCCCCUACCACAAGGAUGUUACCGGCAUGGGGCAAAGCCUCUCUCCAUUGUCUGGAUCAGGCCUCGGGAGCAUCCACAACUCCCAGCAAGGGCUGCCCCACUACGCUCACCCCAGUGCCACCAUGCCUGCUGAGAAAAUGCUCACCCCAAACGGAUUUGAAGCCCACCACCCUGCCAUGUUAGCCAGGCAUGGCGACCAACACCUUACCCCCACCUCUGCUGGCAUGGUGCCUAUCAACGGGAUCCCACACCACCCCCAUGCCCACUUGAAUGCCCAGAGCCACGGGCAGAUUCUGGGCUCUGCCAGGGAGCAAAACCCUUCUGUAACUGGUUCGCAGGUCAAUAGUGGAAGUAAUUCAGGGCAAAUGGAAGAAAUCAAUACCAAAGAAGUAGCUCAGAGGAUCACCACCGAGCUCAAGCGGUACAGCAUCCCCCAGGCUAUCUUCGCCCAGAGGGUGCUGUGCCGCUCUCAAGGGACGCUCUCAGACCUGCUGAGGAACCCCAAGCCCUGGAGCAAGCUCAAAUCUGGCAGGGAGACCUUCCGCAGGAUGUGGAAGUGGCUCCAGGAGCCGGAGUUUCAGCGGAUGUCUGCUCUGCGGCUGGCAGCAUGCAAGAGGAAAGAACAAGAGCACGGGAAGGAUAGAGGGAACACACCCAAAAAGCCUCGGUUGGUCUUCACGGAUGUCCAGCGUCGAACUCUACAUGCAAUAUUCAAAGAAAAUAAGCGUCCAUCCAAAGAAUUACAAAUCACCAUUUCCCAGCAGCUCGGGUUGGAGCUGAGCACCGUCAGCAACUUUUUCAUGAAUGCACGGAGGAGGAGUCUGGAUAAGUGGCAAGACGAGGGCAGCUCCAAUUCAGGCAACUCAUCUUCUUCAUCAAGCACUUGUACCAAAGCAUGA
Colius striatus (speckled mousebird) is the source of this 1374-nucleotide messenger RNA. RefSeq names its product one cut homeobox 1 (gene ONECUT1). The record is from RefSeq and is a predicted model, not a curated record. Gene Ontology annotation, molecular function: RNA polymerase II cis-regulatory region sequence-specific DNA binding; DNA-binding transcription factor activity, RNA polymerase II-specific. Bases 1 to 1374 code for a protein of 457 amino acids. Gene Ontology annotation, biological process: regulation of transcription by RNA polymerase II. Lineage: Eukaryota; Metazoa; Chordata; Aves; Coliiformes; Coliidae. The transcript is spliced from 2 exons. Gene Ontology annotation, cellular component: nucleus.